Molecule: messenger RNA, 1456 nt
Organism: Populus trichocarpa (black cottonwood)
Lineage: Eukaryota; Viridiplantae; Streptophyta; Magnoliopsida; Malpighiales; Salicaceae
Exons: 1
Coding region: 93-404 (103 amino acids)
Cellular component (GO): cytosol
Source: RefSeq, a predicted model, not a curated record
AGUGAAGAAGCAUUGCAUUAAUAUGAAAGAACAAGAAAAAGAAAUUGAAUGAAGGCGUUCGCUUGUGGAAUGUGUUCGCUUCUUCUCAAGAUAUGGCUUCUUCUGACAAGCAGCAAAUAGGUGAUGGAGAUGCCGAGGAGAAAGAUGAAGACAAGGGUGGAUUUACUGGUAAGGUGAAGGACUUCAUUCAUGACAUUGGUGAAAAGAUUGGGGAGGGAGCUAUUGGCUUUGGGAAGCCAACUGCCGAUGUUACUUUCAUUCACGUCCCCUCCAUCAACCUUGACAAAGCCGACAUUGUUGUUGAUGUGCUCAUUAAAACCCCUGCCCCUGCCCCUCUUAUUGAUAUCGACUACUUCAUUGAGAGUGAUUCAAGGAAACGUGAUAAAAAUGGAAAAAUCUACUAAAAUUGAUAAAUAUGGAAAUAGUUAUAUUGAUGUUCCCAUCACCUUCAGGCCUAAGGACUUUGGUUCUGCACUUUGGGACAUCAUUAUAGGAAAAGGCACCGGUCACACCAUGAAAGGGCAUAUUAAUGUGGACACUCCUUUCAGAGCUAUGAAGUUUCCCAUCAGCAAGGAGGGUGCUACAACCAUACUCAAGAUGAACAAAGAAGACGAUGCCAAUGAUGAUGAGGUAUGGUAACUGUUUUUGUUUGCUAGAUUCUUCAUUGUUACAUCAGAUUUUUUAUUGGCUAGAUUGAAAAUCCUGCUCAACAUUGUCUUGAUUUCAUUUCAUAGCUUUUGCGGUCUCGGCAGACAGUGUAGGCUAAGAUAGUUUGUAUCUGCAAAUCGUUACUUCUUUUGCCUUGCUUGUUAAUGAGUUCAUGAUCCUUUCUCAACGUCUAGCUGUGUUGUGCCUUGUUCUUACUAAUGAUUGGUUGGGUAAUUUGCUUUACAUUGCACAGUUAGUUGCACAAGUUGUCACUAUCCAACAAUACAAUCAGAUAAAUGUAUGGCCACUGUGCGAGCUAAGAUAGUGAGAACUGCUGCUGCUGUAGUAGCGGUGCCAUUUGCAGUACUGUAUCAUUUUCUAUGUUCUAACUGUGAACAAACAGAGAUGUAAGUUUCGAGGAAUCAAGAAGAGGGCAGGCAGUCCUGAAGCAACAUGGCCGGUGUGGGUGCUGGAGGAACAUCAAGUCAUGUCCAUCACAAAAUGAAUUCCAUUCCAUUCACAAAUUAUUGCAUACAAUACAAUCGUCUUUCACGAAUCAUGCUUGGCUAGCCUGCUAAAAUGUCAUUUCCUCCAGGCAAGAGCCUACAUACGGGUCAGUUCUCAUUACUCGGUUGGAUGGGUUGGUCCCAUUGUUGUGAAAAAAACACAGCAAUUAUUGAUGAAAAUUACAUUAACAAAUAAAUUAGAAAAAAUAUAGUUCGAUAAUAUACCUACAUUUAUAAAAGUGAUGAAUUUUUAUAUUCACUAUAUUAAAAUGAUAUCACAUUAUAUAUAUUUAUAAUAGACC